This is a messenger RNA of Morus notabilis, 2354 nucleotides long. RefSeq lists its product as uncharacterized. The record is from RefSeq and is a predicted model, not a curated record. The coding region runs from base 330 to 2123 and encodes 597 amino acids. Lineage: Eukaryota; Viridiplantae; Streptophyta; Magnoliopsida; Rosales; Moraceae. The transcript has 7 exons.
AGCCAAAACGUUAGCAGACAAACGUUUCUAGGCGCGCUUUUCUCUAUUUCUUCUAUCUCCACCAAAUUCAAAAUCAUUUCUUCAAUUUCUUAAUCAAAAACCACGCAGAUCUAGCCGCCCGUCCGAACCCUAGUCCCCAAAUCCUCUCGAUCUUAUUCCCAAAACCUUCCAAUCUUCUUCGCAUCGGCCAUUUUCUCCAUUCUAGUGCAAAGAUUCUUCCUUUCCCGUCCUCGUCUGUUCUGCCCAUGAGCCAGAUUUUUGGGUUCUCGGAAAAGCGUCAGAGUUGAAAAGUUCUUGUUUUUCGAAUUGGGUUUGAAGGAUUUUACGUAAUGGAGAAUCAACGCGAAUCGGAAGCCAAUUUGGACCGGUCUGUACUGAUGCCUAAAUCCGAUUAUCAGACGGUGGGUGAGAAGCGGGGCAGCGCAGAAUCCGGAUAUGAACAACAGCGUAGUCCUCGGAAGCGAGUCAAAAUGCGAGAUCUUGAAUCCGUGUGUCGCUCCGACGAAACCAACUCCCAUUUACUCAAAACUAUGAAGAACAAAGAAUGUAGUGCUGAACAUGAGUUUGAUCAAAAGGAUAAGUCUCAACUUACUGAAGUCCGUGUAGGGUUGGAUUCAGAUGCUUCCCAUGCAGAAAAGAUUGGAAAGAAGACAUUUCCAGGGGUGGCUGAUUCUCCCCCUAGACCGCUGGAUCUCAACACAGAAAUGUGCAUUCCCAAAGAAAAGGUUCAUGACGAUAGCCAGGAAUGUUCAAAGAGUUCCGACAAAAGGGAACAGUAUACUGAAUUUGUAACUUCAAGGGGUAUUGGACUCGAUCUCAAUUCAGAAGAUGUUUUCAGUUCAAUGAACCAAGAUCCAUUUUUCCCUUACAAAAGUCACAGUCAGUCGAAACCAAGAGACAUCUCUGAGUGUGCGAGCUCGACUGGCCCACUGGAAGAGAACGAUCCGAUGAGAGUUUGGAAGGAGAUGAAGCAAAAUGGUUUCCUCUCAUCCACGCAUGGAGGCGUACCAAUUCCAAAGCAACGUGGAAGGAAAAGUAAAAGUGAUGUGCUCAAGAAAAAGAUGGAGAUUGCAAAGAGAGAGCAGGUUGACAGGUUUACAAAGAUAGCUGCUCCAAGUGGACUGCUCAAUGAGUUGAAUCCUGGGAUUAUCAACCAUGUGAGGAACAGAAAACAGGUACAUUCGAUAAUUGAGGCCCUUGUAAGGUCUGAGAGACACGAAAGCAACCAAGUGGGAAACAAACAAACAAGCCAUACAAAAAGUGGAACUACAGAAAUUUGCAAUCGCAAGGACCAGGAGAACUUGAAUGAUUCUGCUAUACAGGGAGUUAGUUCGUCUCACGAAGACAGGCCACCAAACACAGUCUCGUGGGUGAGGCAAGUAAGAGGGUACCCUCCGUCACUAAUUAAGUGUCCUGUGAUUCUUGAGGGAAAAGGUGUAGAAAUUGACCAAACCACAAUAGAAAGGUUUUCGCUUAAAACCGGUGCUUCAGAAUCUACCCUUGUAAAUGAGGAAGAUGCAUUAGCAUUGAAGUUGUCAUCAUCAACUAAGACGUCUGAGAACGAGAGCUCUCUCUCUAAUGAGGAUUCGGCAUCAUAUCUUUCAGUCAAGGCCGCUACCGUUGCUUCUCAAUGGUUGGAACUUCUUCAACAAGAUAUUAAAGGACGUCUUUCAGCGCUACGACGCAGUAAGAAGAGAGUUCGAGCAGUAAUCAGUACAGAGUUGCCUUUCUUGUUAUCAAAGGAGUUUUCAUAUGAUCAGGAGAAUGAUCCCUAUGCAAUGAAAACUUCAGCAGAUGGGUUUUCUAACCGUGCAACUGCAGAAAUGCAUCGAGCAAGAUGGAGCAGACUGUUUGAUCAAAUGGAUAAAUCACUUUCUGAAGAAGAGAAACAACUGGAAAGUUGGUUGAACCAAGUAAAGGAGAUGCAAAUGCAUUGUGAGCAGGGUUUGCAACACAUGCACUGGAAUACACCGUUUGGCAUUCAACACUUGGGAACGUCUGACAGUGACUUCAGAUCACAGAAAAUGGACAGCUCAGAAAGAGAAUUGGCCGUCAGGGCUGCUGCAGCUUCCAUUUAUUCAACAUGCAACUUCCUUUUGACUGAAAAUAUAUCCUGUUUCUGAUUGUCAUUACCUAGACUUCCUUUUCAAUCCGUCUAAUUGAGGGCUUCUUUCCCUCCCCUGUUAACUAACAGUGAGCAAAUUGCUGAUUAGGCUUCUCAAAUGGUAAGGCAUUGUUGAUUACUGUUUGUACCAUUAGACUGAAAGUUAUAAAUUUUCAAAUUUACUUGCCAGCCUUUAUUGGAAUAGCCGACUGUUCUUGAUAUGUAACUGUUGAAUCAAUGGUGAUUAUUU